Messenger RNA from Mytilinidion resinicola, 786 nucleotides. Its product is annotated as thioredoxin-like protein. Bases 1 to 786 code for a protein of 261 amino acids. NCBI's taxonomy places the organism in Eukaryota, Fungi, Ascomycota, Dothideomycetes, Mytilinidiales, Mytilinidiaceae. Gene Ontology annotation, cellular component: cytosol; mitochondrion. The record is from RefSeq and is a predicted model, not a curated record. The transcript has 3 exons. Gene Ontology annotation, molecular function: thioredoxin peroxidase activity. Gene Ontology annotation, biological process: cell redox homeostasis; cellular response to oxidative stress; cellular oxidant detoxification.
AUGGCUUCAUUUCUCCCCCGUGCAGCUCCUCGAGCCUUUAGACCGACCUUUCGCAUAUUUGCGCGGCCGCAGUUCAACGUCCAGCGCCCCUCUGCGCCCCUCUUCCGCCGCUAUCUUUCUACGCCUACCGAGCAACCGCGUCUGCGACUUGGUUCAACAGCUCCCGACUUCACGGCCAAAACCACCCACGGAGACAUCAACUUCCACAACUUCAUCGGCAACAGCUGGGCCAUUCUCUUUUCACAUCCCGCGGACUUCACCCCCGUAUGCACAACUGAACUGGGCGCGUUUGCGAAGCUGAAAGAUGAAUUUGAGAAGCGAGGCGUCAAGAUGAUUGGACUAAGUGCCAAUGAUCUUGGAUCCCAUGACCAGUGGGUUGACGACAUCAACGAGGUCUGCCAAACAAACGUCCAAUUCCCCAUCAUAGCCGACGCCGAUCGCAAAGUUGCCUUCCUUUACGAUAUGAUCAACCAGGAUGAUCUGGACAACAUUGCCGAGAAGGGUAUUGCGUUCACGAUUCGAUCGGUCUUCAUAAUCGACCCGAACAAGAAGAUCAGGUUGACGAUGAUGUAUCCCGCUUCCACGGGACGAAACACUUCGGAGGUUUUGAGGGUUAUCGAUUCGCUGCAGACAGGAGACAAGAAGGGCAUCGCGACCCCAAUCAACUGGCAAGCUGGCGAGGACGUGAUCGUACCUCCAUCUGUGUCAACAGCAGAUGCGAGGAAGAAGUUCGGAGAAGUUAGGGAAGUCAAGCCCUAUCUACGGUAUACCAACAUCGGGAAAUAG